GCCUCUUGCGUCAUGAGGGAAAGACCCAAGUUCAACUCGGCUACUGCACUUGACACCAAAUCUUCUUGAAAACGCAGCGGCUGACGACCUAUAUAAAAGCGGACAGAUGAGUACAGGAAACGUUUUUAUCAGUUCUAUUAUAGCUAAGUUAGCAUGCUUACUUCUCAGUUUAAAGCAGAAUGAAAGCUAUUAAGAAGUACAAUAUGAACACUGUUGCACCAGGAAUGAAAAUGAAACUGAAACUGUAUUUGUUCUUGUGUGAGGUAAUAUACAAUUAUAGACAUCAGGGCUGUUUGAUUAAUAUCAAAUAGGAAUGUGUGUGCUAUUAAUUGUUAGUUGACUUACGUCCUAUGGGUGCAAGCUUUGUCUUCUCCUGCUUGUUAAGCUCUGCAUUUUUUCUCUUAACCCAAAGACGCCAGACCUCCAGGCCCUCCUCAGGCUUCAGGCAGAUAGGAACCAUGAUCUCUGUAGGCUGCUCAGCAUGAGCCUCCGUCUCUAUGUGACCCUGCACAAAACCAAAAUGAAAUCAUAAUCACAAUUAAUACUUUCUGCUUAUCCAGGGCAUCAAGAAUAAAAAGCAUCUUUAUAAUCACAUGAUGAUAACUCAGCUAGGUAAAUUUGUAAUUACUUAAGUAAGUUGUAGUUGUUUAGUCUAUCAAAUUCCAGAGUUUGAAUAUUCUUAGGAAUAAAAGGUUUGCUCUUUGAAAAGGGUAUAUUAGCAUUACACUAUUAGUUGAUCCUUACAUCAGUGCCACAGAAGAGUGACAGAAUGUUGUUAAUACUAAAAACUGAUUAUAGCACAGGACAAAUUCAGUUAAAGAAAGUCUGUUCGAACCUGCAGAUGGAGCUGCUGGUCUUGUCCCUCUUCUCCUUGACCGUGCUGCUGAUUUGGGUCCCAUAUGUGUACCGACUGUGUGGUGUUGUAAGACCCUCCUACAGUCUGCACUGCCACAGGGAUAUGAAUGUUCCCGUUCAUGAACUGCGCUGGGAACAAGGUCUGCACUAUUUCUUCCUGCGUCCCAGUUGAGGGCGACUGCACAUCUGCUGACCUUGAUGAAGGACUGGGGGACAUUUUGUCCUUACCAUUGGUGGUGGUCACUUGCAUUGUGUUGUACGUGUCCUGUGGUAUGGUGAUGUGAGUAACCCCCUGCUGCUGUGGAGAGGAGUAAACAGGGAUGGUCCAGGUUUCGCCUGUGGGACCUGUGAUGGUUCCUGUAGUGCUGUACAGUUGAGCGCUGUCAACAGUGAGCAAGUCUGGUCGUAGGGACACAUAGCUCUGCUGCUGCCCUUGAGGGAUGGCUACAACUGUGGCCACCUGCUGGCCCUGUGGAACUGCGUAAGACACAGACACAGGGACAUCCACCUUACGCUUCUUGGCAGGUUGGAGGACAGUUGAGACAGUGGAGGACCUCCUCUCCGCCUCUCUGGCAGAGUCCUGUUGCUGUGAUGGAGACGUGGUUUCUAUGGUCCGAAUUUGGAUCUGUUGGCCAUCUUGUAGUUGAAUUUGCUGGCCACCUUGUAGCUGAAUCUGUUGGCCACUAUGUAGCUGAAUUUGCUGGCCACCUGGUAGCUGUAUGUGUUGGCCUCCCUGUAGCUGAAUUUGUUGGCCACCCGGUAACUGAAUUUGCUGGCCACCCUGUAGCUGAAUUUGCUGGCCAUCAUGUAGCUGAAUUUGUUGGCCACUCUGUAAUUGAAUUUGCUGGCCACUUUGUAAUUGAAUUUGUUGGCCACCUGGUAACUGAAUUUGCUGGCCACCCUGGAGCUGAAUUUGCUGGCCACCCUGGAGCUGAAUUUGUUGGCCACCUGGUAACUGAAUUUGCUGGCCACUCUGUAGCUGAAUAUGUUGACCAUCUUGUAGUUGAAUAUGUUGACCAGCUUGGAGUUGAAUUUGCUGGCCGCCUGGCAGCUGAAUAUGCUGCAUUCCUUGCAACUGGAUUUGUUGUCCUCCAGCUACAGCAGCCACCAGUUGCGCCUGAAUCUGUGGAACACAGUUGAAAUAAUCAACAACCAGAAUCACAUUAAAGCACUUGAUAUCGGUAACUGUUUAACUACAUCCAGGACCUGCUGCUGCUGCUCCUCUGUAAGCUCUCCCUGCUGGAUAAAAUGUGCUGUUGAGAUUCCCUGCAGGUCCUGCUGAGAGGGGGCGGCAACCUGAAGAACCUGGCCAACGGUUUGGUCCUGCUGUUCCUGGAUCUGAACCUGGCACAGUGCAAGAGUUUGAGAAAUAAACAGAACUGUCAGAACACAUAAAGAAAAGAAGGACCUUACUUACACCGUGAAGUACUUUUUUCCCCCAGAUCUAUGAAUACUGAGUUGAUCAAACUUCUUCUCCACAGAGGAAGUCACUAAACUCUAUGUGUUUUUGUUGCUCACGGUGAGUGGUAUAAGGGCAGCAAGGGCAAAGAUAGUUCACCCCAUCUCCACUAUAACCUAAAGACUCAAACACCAUGCUGCCUUUUCUUUUGUUUUCGUAUUGGCAAAGAGUAAUGAGAGCGUUUCUGUACCUAUCAGGCCCUAUCUGUCUGGUGCAAUUUAAGCAUGGAAAGAAACUGACAGUGCCAUAUAAACUAACCUGCACCUGAAGCUGCUGUUCAGACUCUUGAUGCACAGACAAAUGAGGUGAAAUCUCAGCCGAUGUCACCUGUACCUGUCAUAAAGCAUGUACAUGUAUGAAGUGAAUAAUAUAAUUCAACAUCCACAACCAUAACAAAAAAAGACCUGCUCUUACCGGACAAGCCAACUCCAAGAGAGAGCCAGCCACCUCUGUGCUGUCUGCGUACACACAGUUGGUGUCUUGCUGUUGGUACACCAUGGCUGUUGUGGUGGCUGCCCCUCCCUGCUGGCUGAACUCCUGCAGCACCUCUGGGCCCUUGGAGAGAGACUCCAGAAACUCCUUCAUCCUGUGCUGAGGGACUGUGCGGGCCUUCUGCCGCACAUACUCAUCAAAAGAGACCACCCCACUCUCCUGCUCAUUCAUCCUCAAGACCUAGAAAGAAAAUAAAACAUUUAAAAAAUCUAGUCCAAAACAGCUUACUUUGACAAUGUAUAAGCACAGAUAUCUAUCAUGAAGAUGAUUCAAGGAAGCAUGGGCAGUGCAAUAAUACAAGCAAGAAAUAAUUAGCUAAAUAGUAUAUCUAAAACUGUAAUUUAAAAAAGGGGGCGUUGAAUUAACAUAGGAAGCCCACGGUCCAAAGUGCAUUUUUCAAUACAAUGACUGCUAGUGCACUUUUCUAGUAACUUAAAUAUUACGUUCACAUAUUUUGAUCACAGCUAGGUCUAAAAUGUUAUAAUAUGAACAACGAUUUUAGAUACAUUUUAAAGCACCAAUAGUAUAUAUGCCUGACUUUACAUCCUACAACUGACUAAUAAUAGUGUCUACGUUACAGCUAGUGGCUAACAAGUUAGCUUUACGAUGCUAGCAAGACACUGUUUUGUGCCAUAUGGAUAGUUGGCUAGAAACCGCUAUUUAUAAAUAAGAUAAUCGAAUAACCGAUGUGAUAUUUACAGUAAAUUGUGCGACCAGGUGACACAUUUCGCUCAUAGCACAAGUUAACAAAUAUUAAAGCAACAGUACAUUCCUAGCAACGCUAGCUAACCAUUGUGCUAAGGUUAGCUAGCUAGCUCAAUGGCUCUGAAUCCUGUCAUGCUACCUUAAAUAAAACGAAAUCCUCUCCUUUCCGCCAAGGCACGGUGUUUAAAACUAAAAAAGCCGAUAACGUCUAACAGCUACCACCAGCACACCAUUCACUCCAUCACACAGUGUGUGUAGCGACGUUUUAAUCCUGCAAACAAUGCUGUGAUUAUAGAUUGCGAUAAAAAUGUAGGAGCAGCGGCAGCGAGGAGGCGAGGUCUGACGUCUGAUGAGGUCCAGGCACGCCUCGGUGUAAAACUAGUUUCACAGCUACAGGAAAGCACACGAUUCAUACAUCCAACUGAAACUCAAGUGCUGUUGCUAAAACAUACACAACACAACUACAUACGCAAAUACGUCCACUGUUUAUUCAGUGAGAUACAAAAUAACGGAAGUAUAGGCCCCGAAAACAACGCGACUGCUCUCAAGACUGCUCUGCAAGGCGACGGCCUGCCGCGGUGUCCUGUGAACAAGAAGAGUUUCCAUCCUGAGAAAACACCAUGCAAGCAUGCACUGUAGGCCUAUCUCACAAGCUUCUGCCUUAAAGAGCCAGGCAUGUGCUGCUGAGGGCCUCCCCCAGUACUCUCCACAACAAACUGCCUCUCGCCCGUCUUAAGGUGGACCAGCAAAGAUGCACUGUGUGCAUAGGCUACGUCCUUCACACACUGGAUAGGAAAGAGUUAAUUCCCACACUCACUGCAGACUGCUGGGGCUCUGUAGUGGAAGUGGUGGUGGGGGUAAUAAACGGGACAUCAGAAUGGGAGGCUGCCAAGUAACCAGCCAACUUUAAUAGGAGUAAGACGUCAUCUUGAUGGCUGUGAGCAUGUCUGUAAAUCCAAUGUGUUGAACCCUGACUGUGAUGCUAUUCAUAUACAUCAAUACUAAAAUCAGAUGCUACACAUGCUUCUGAUGCAGCUAGAAGUGGAGUGCUACCCAUGACGUACCACAAGGAAGCAAAGCAAAAGGAAUGACAGGUUUCGACAGCCCUGAUCUCUUCAAACAAUGGCGGCAUCUUACUCAAUGAACCGGAACCUGUCGGGACCUGUAGGUCCCUGUGCGCUUGGUUUGAGUCCUUGUGUAUUUCUUGCAAACUCUAAUGGUACCAAUCUGCUCUGGGAUGACAUGGGGUGCACACUGGCAUUAGCCUGGGAAUUUCAUGUUUUUGGAUCAGCCAGCCUUUUCAUAUUGAUGGCAGUCCUGGCAGCUUUGGGAGUGGUUGGUGCAUGCACUCUUCCCCAUCCUGUUUGCGAAGCCUUGAUUUUGACAAAUUCUCUGCUGAUGCUAAGUGGUAGUCUGCGUGGUGUCAUCCUACUCCUCGAUCCUUAUGGCACCAAUGGUAUCCUGCCCCGUGCAACUCUGACGGCACUUCAUAAUGUUCCUCUGCUGUUCCUGCUAUGGACCCAGGUGUUCAUUGCUCUGGUCACUUUUAAAGGAUUGAAAUUAUUACUUCUUUCGCUUAAACUGCAGCACUCGUGGGUGGUUGGAUUACUGGCUUUAUCACACUGCACCCUAUUAAUUGCAGCAGACCUUUUUUCUUCAACAUUAUGCCCCACCCUCCCUCUGUUGCUGCAGACCCUUUCUCUCUGCUUUGGCCUUUUUUUCUGCAUGGGAAUCCUCAUCAUGUCUUUCUCUGGUCUACACCCCAGUCUCAGGUCGCCUGUACCUCAGUGGGUUCCCUCACAGAGGAUUGAGAAACAUGCAAAGCGUGUUACAGCAGUGUGCGCCUUCUUCGGGUUUCUCUGCUGCAGCAUUCAGAUGUAUGGUCUCCUCUGGCUUUAUGGGCUUCUCGGGAACUGGAGAUACUUUGGCUGGGGCUGGUGGCUCAGUCAGUUUUGGGCCAGAAUACUCGAGUUAGCUUGGGGUUUUUUUUUGCUUGUCCUUGGAUCCUGGAUCUUUUGGACACCAUCAAGGGGUCAUCAUGGGCAGGGCAGAAUUGAAGUGGCUAAAGCCUUCGAGAAGACCAGCUGGUGCAGUAGGAUCUUGGCCAGAAUACGGAGAGGACCACUGAAAAAAUCUGAUAAAACUUGGGAAGAUCUGAAGCCGAGUAACUGGGCAAAGUAUGAUGUGUCCAGAGCAUGUUUCAUCAACAACUUAACAUGUCCGUAUGAUGAUCAACCAUCUAAAAUUACUCCAGAAUACAAUCCUGAACCUGUAAGUAAAAACAGCUCUGACUCUCAAGCUGCACUACUCUGGCAAAAAGUUGGGGAGUGUGAAUGUAUUAUCUCACUUGUAGAAUUCGACAUUCGACCUCUAUCGCCUAUUAACCUCAGGCGCAGCAUUGACAACGCCAUUUACCAUAGGCAGCUUAUAGCAGGACUGCUUAAACUACCACCUUCCCCUUGGACACAAACUAUGGGCAUGGACACCACUGAGGAAAAUUAUGGUACAACAAUAUUCCCUCCAGCUUAUUCGGGCCAUGGAUGGAAUUUGGAUACAGAGUCUCUAUCUGCAUCUGUGGAAAGUAUCGACGCUAAAGAACGGAUACAGUCAGUCGGUGUUACCACAGAUUAUAAUCGUAGUGUUAGGUCUGCAGCUGCUGCAGUGAUGCAUCAGCAUGACUGGUCCGAAGAAGAUGUCACAGACCUCUAAACGUUCUCGAAUUUCAAGAGAUCCACUUAUACUCUCUCCCAUCUAGCCUUCAUGAAAAGGUGCAAUUAAAUGUGGAGAGAGCUUCCACCAGACAAUGGCCUCAUCCAAACAAUAACAAAUUUCCUUGUGUUAUCUAUUCAUAGUCAUUUGACUCCCAUUAACUCUUCUAAAUACAUCUUUAUUUGUUGUAGCAGAAUUGUAUUUACAUGUGGAGAGCAUGGACAUUUUUCUCAGGUUACAUAGUAAGCAUUUCAGGAUGUAUAGAUGCUUAAAUUCUUUGUUUCUAUUCUUGCCAUUUAAAGUUUUGAAUGAAGAAUGGACCAUCUUUCAAUUCAGGUGGGAAAUUCCUACCAUCUGAGUUGACACCUCUCUCUUGCUGUUGUAACCCCACCGGUUAAAAGUCAUGUUUUUGAGGCUCAUCGUUGAUAACAUGUGAAAUCAGCAAAAACUAUUCAACCGAAACAUUUAAUGUGAUUGUAUUUUUUGGUGUAAAAAAGUUUUAAUGAAUUACUCUGACAAAGUCCAUGUGCAAAAGUUGUUUAUUUGUAGCAAGGUUUGUAAAGCACAAAUGCAACUAUUUCAUUCUAAUGUUUGUUCUGCAGUAGUGUACUAAUACAUUCAUUUGAUUAUGGCUUUAAACAUAUCUGUUUAACCUCCUUUUUAGUUGAAUGUGUCAUUGCGAGCAUCAAUGCACUUCUGAUUAAAUCUACCAAGUUUAACUAUUAAAACAGGUUCAGGCAGACCAUCUUCAUCCACUACAUUUUCAUGGAGCACUACUGACUAUGAUGGCCUAGCUCUGCUGUGAUACCAGCACCACCUGUGAUGAUGGUGAAUACUGGUGGUACUACAGCAAAUUUAGUAAAAGUUAAGGGUUGAUAAAUUAACAUUUUGUCAUUUAAUUGGCUUAAAAACUGCUCUAGUUUGUUGUCUCAUCUGUUACGAAAUUGGUUGUAGUGUCUGACAUUUGGAAGUCCCUUAUCAAACUGUUACACAUUUGAUUUGAAGUGCUUUCUGAAGGACUGACCCUCUCUGCACUCUACAACAAAGGUUUGUGCACAGAGCUCAAAGUAUAGUGAGCCCUCUUGUGGUUAAUAACUGAAGCUGA
Molecule: messenger RNA, 7325 nt
Organism: Eleginops maclovinus (Patagonian blennie)
Lineage: Eukaryota; Metazoa; Chordata; Actinopteri; Perciformes; Eleginopidae
Product: proline-rich transmembrane protein 3-like
Exons: 4
Coding region: 4634-6220 (528 amino acids)
Source: RefSeq, a predicted model, not a curated record